UCAUGCUGCUGCCAGGUCCAGAGUCUCUCAUGGGUCCCUGUACGGCCUCCCAUUGCUGCUGUCUCCAUCGCCACACUCUGCCAUGUGCCACUUUCAGGUCUCCUCACACUGCUGGUGUGUUCCAUUUUUUGUCAUAGGGUGCUGGCAGAUUACGGGCCUCCCAUAGCUGCUGCCAGGCCCCUAAUCUGCCAUGGGCCCCUAUAUACCGCCUCCUCAUGCUGCUGCCAAGUCCAGAGUCUCUCAUGGGUCCCUGUACGGCCUCCCAUUGCUGCUGUCUCCAUCGCCACACUCUGCCAUGUGCCACUUUCAGGUCUCCUCACACUGCUGGUGUGUUCCAUUUUUUGU
Molecule: messenger RNA, 345 nt
Organism: Staurois parvus
Lineage: Eukaryota; Metazoa; Chordata; Amphibia; Anura; Ranidae
Source: the annotation of a GenBank genome assembly